GAGACGAGUGGAACGAUGGUAGCUUUACCGCUCCGACUACCAUCAUCAUCAUCACCAUCAUCAUCAUCACACUUCUCGUUCGGGGAGAUGUGCCUCCGCACCCGCUCAUGGGAUGAUGUAGCAGCGACCAGGAGCCGGGCUAAGCGUCCGGGCUGCGUUUGAUUCAAGAGGAAUAAGGCGACGAAGGAUAGCGAAGGGAAGUGAGAGGUUGGCUGGCUGGCUGGCGGAGGCGGUGGUGUGGGUUCGAGAUUGAAGGGGGUCGCCAGUGGCUGUGGGGAGACGGAAUCGCUGUUGGAUUCGCAAGCGACCUGGGCACGCUGACUGGCACGCCUGCAGGUGGAGGGGGGUGGGUGGUGGUCCGGGUGGAGCGAUUUUAUGGGGCAACAGCAAACGAAAUUCGGGGAGCACAGGUGGUCCAUCCUCCCCGAGAGCAAAGGCGGCGUCAAGAGGGAGCUCUCUCGACACGGGCUGCACUGCAAUGUCUUCACCGAGCACGAGGCGCUGCACCGGCCGCUUCCGCUGGUGCCGGAAUCGGAGGGGCUGGCGCUGGAGGAGGGGCCCUCCUCGCUGGGGCUACCCGAGAACGACCCCAACCUCUUCGUGGCGCUCUACGACUUCGUCGCCAGCGGGGACAACACCCUGAGCAUCACCAAAGGCGAGAAGCUGCGCGUCCUCGGCUACAACCACAACCACGAGUGGUGCGAGGCGCGCACGCGCAACGGCCAGGGAUGGGUGCCCAGCAACUACGUGACGCCGGUGCACAGCCUGGAGAAGCACGCGUGGUACCACGGCCCGAUCUCGCGCAGCGCCGCCGAGUACCUGCUGAGCAGCGGCAUCAACGGCUCCUUCCUACUGCGCGAGUCCGAGAGCAGCCCCGGGCAGCUGUCCAUCUCGCUGCGCUGCGAGGGGCGCGUCUACCACUACCGCAUCAACACGGCGAGCGACGGCAAGGUGUACGUGACGUCGGAGAGCCGCUUUGGCACGCUCGCCGAGCUGGUGCACCACCACUCGGCCGUGCCGGACGGCCUCGUCACCACGCUGCACUACCCGGCGCCGCGCCUCACCAAGCCCACGGUGUACGGCGUGUCGCCCACGCACGACCGCUGGGAGAUGGAGCGCACGGACAUCACCAUGCGUCACCGGCUGGGCGGUGGCCAGUACGGGGACGUCUACGAGGGCCACUGGAGGAGGUACAACCUCACGGUGGCCGUCAAGACGCUCAAGGAGGACAUGAUGGAGGUGGACGAAUUCUUGACUGAGGCGGCCGUCAUGAAGGAGAUUAAACAUCCGAACCUCGUGCAGCUCUUGGGCGUGUGCACGCGCGAGCCGCCCUUCUACAUCGUCACGGAGUUCAUGCCGCGCGGCAACCUGCUGGACUACCUGCGUGAGUGCGACCGCGACGAGGUGACGGCCGUGGUGCUCCUGUACAUGGCCACGCAGAUCUCCUCCGCCAUGGAGUACCUGGAGAGGCGCAACCUCAUCCACCGAUUCCGUCCAAUUCUGUCCCCCCCCGCCUCCCUCCGUGUGGCUCCAAGGGACCUGGCGGCACGCAACUGUCUGGUCGGGGAGAACCACCUGGUGAAGGUUGCCGACUUCGGGCUGAGCCGGCUCAUGACGAGCGACAUCUACACGGCUCGCGCCGGCGCCAAGUUCCCCAUCAAGUGGACGGCGCCCGAGAGCCUGGCCUACAACAAAUUCUCCAUCAAGUCCGACGUGUGGGCGUUCGGCGUGCUUCUGUGGGAGAUUGCGACGUACGGGAUGUCGCCGUACCCGGGCAUCGACCUCACACAGGUGUACGACCUCCUGGAGAAGGGCUACCGCAUGGAGCAGCCCGAGGGCUGCCCCCCAAAGGUCUACCAGCUCAUGCGCUCAUGCUGGCAGUGGAACCCGCAGGAUCGCCUCUCCUUCAGCGAGACCCACCAGGCCUUCGAGACCAUGUUCUACGACUCGAGCAUUUCAGACGAAGUUGAAAAGGAGCUCGGCAAGAAAAAGCCGAGCGACUUGCAGGCGCCCGUGCUGCCCACCAAGUCGCGGCGGACGCCCGAGCAGAAGGGAGACAAGUGCUCUCUGGAGGCCAGGGUCGACUCCGAGCUCCGGAAGGCGGACCACUCAUCGCCCAAGGGAGAUGCUGGCAAGCCCACCGCCCACAACAACAACAAGGGCAGCAGCAGCAGCUCGGUGAUGAACGGGCAGGGCAGCCCCGAGGGCAGGCGCCUGCAGCCCCAGCGCAAGAGCAGCUGGAUCUUCGGCUCGUUCAUCCGCCGCCUCCGCUGCACCCCGACGCCGGCGCCGCCCAAGCGCAGCAGCUCCUUCCGGGGCCCGUGGGAUGGUUCGACGGGGGUUGGCGGCGGUGGCGGCACGGAUGCGGGCGAGGGCUUCGUGCACGUGAGUGUGGUGCCGCCGCCGCCGCCGCAGCCGCAGCAGCCGCAGCCGUCGUCGUUCGGCGGAAUCGGCGGCGCCGGCUGCGGCAAGGGCAGGGCGCGGUGCAACUCCGGCAACGGCGUGAGCAACGGGCACGCGGGCGUUGGCGGCGGCGGAGGAGGAGGAGGAGCCGGCGGGAGCAGGCUGGCCGUCCUCGCCGGACUGUUCACGCCGCGGCUCAUGAAGAAGCCGAUGGGCGUCGCGGCGAGCGACCUGGCGCUGAAGCGGGAGGAGCGCGUGAUGACGCGUGAAGAUGCCCUGCUGCUGCUGCAGCAGCAGCAGCAGGGCGUCAUCACGCGCUCGUACUCCGCGUCCUCGGCGCAGUCGGGCGCCGAGUUCCCCGUCGGGAGGACCGUGAGCCUCAUGCGCGACAACCGCUGCCCCUUCAAACCCCGUGGCCGCCCGGCAGCCGGCGACCCGGCCGCCUCCUCCAUCGCGGAGGUGCCGGAGAUCUCGGUGUUCUCCAGGCGGCUGCUGCUGCUGCGGGACGACAAGCGGAGCCUGUCGAACACCGCCACCGCCGCCACCGGGGCGCCCGUCGUGCUGCGCAGCUUCCUCUCCGCUCCGUCAUCGUCGUGCGACGAGGAGCACGACUCGGACGACUCGGACGACGAGUUUGAGCGGACGAUGCUGUCUGAGAGGCUGAGGCCGGCGGCGUCGAGGCCUGGGCGGGUCGGUCAGAACGGCGGCGCGGGCAGCCGCGCGCCGGCGGAGCGGAGCGUCGACUCGUCGUCGGACUCACCCGUGUUUCAGCAGCGCCAGUGCUGGCCGCUGGUCCGCCAGGUGGACUGCGUGCCGGCGGGGAGUGCGCGGAUCUUCCCGGCCGACGCGCAGACGCCGAAGCCGCGCAGCAUCCCCGUGAUGGGCGUGCGAGCCUCGGAAGGGGCGGUGGACAAGCGGAAGGGCGGCGGCGGCGGUGGCGUCGCGCUACCGCCGCCUACCAAGCCGGGGAAAGCGACGACGCCGCCGGCAUCGGCGUCGCCGGCCGGCGUGAAACUCGCCUUCAAACUCGCCCAGACGUCCUCCGCUCCCGGCAAGCGGCUGAGUCCCGGCUGCGGGGAUGCGGCGUCUCGCGAGCGCGGAGAGGCGGCCGGGUGCUCCCCGUCUCCGUCUCGGCACAGCUGCGGCGGCGACUCUUCGAGCGACGGCGGCGGCCAGGACGGGCCUGCGGCGGGAUCUGGCGACGCGACGGAAUCUCCCGACGCGGCGGAGGCCGCGCCGACGCCGCGCCGCUUCUCCUCCUCCCCCUCCACCUCGGCGUUCGCCGGCUGCUCCCCGCACGGCACGGAGCCGGCGCCGCGGACGCCCCUGCGGCGGGCGCGGCACGCGGCCGGCUGCAGCGGCGGCGACGACGACUCGAGGGAGGGCGGCGGGACCGGCGGCAGCACCGGCGCCGCGGGCGACGAGGUCUCCAAGGACGUGGUGCUCGAGCGCCUGCGCUCGCUGCGCGAGGCUCUCGGCGCCGGCCGCCAGGAGCAGCCGCCGGCCGCCGCCGGGAGUGGCGCGGGUGCUCUGCUCGAGUGCGUCGCGCACCUCCUGCAGUGCUGCGGCCGCUACGCCGACCACAUCCCGCAGUCGCGCGAGCGCUUCGCCUUCCGGGAAGCCGUUGCCAGGCUGGACGCGGGCCUCCGAGAACUCCAGGGGGCGCCCACCGGCAACUCGGGGUGCCCGGCGCCGUUGGGCCUCUUGGCGUGCGUGCGCGACAUCAGCAGCAUAGUGCAGCGUUAGCGGAUGCGGCUGCUGGGGAGGGGGGUCGUGCGCGGCGACCGCCGGGCGAACGGAGCCGUCGUCAUUCGACGCGGCGAUGUGUCGAUGCAGAGGGGUGCGGCUGUCGGUGCGGCCGUAGGUGGUGGAGCCAUAGUGGUGCGGCGGUGUCGGGCCGUCAUCGGUGGCUAGAGCGACGUUCUAAACUGUUCACCGACCCGUGCCAACGAUGCAGCGUGCAGUGAAACGAACUGGCCAUUGGGUGGAGGGGAGGCCGUCAUGCGUGCUGUGGCAGGCCUGUAAAUUGUGUCGACAGCCAACGUACGAACCUCGCUGGAACUAAUCCAGAAUAUUGGCGCCGGAUGAUCCGGAAACGCUGUGGAACCAACUUGGAACACUUUUUUGCGCACACGAACGUCCACAGCGCGAGCAUCUCUCUCCACGCCUACAUCUCCCGUUUACAUCACCGUUACCAUAAUGAAUACCAUCAUUUCCCCCCGCCCUCCCCUUCCCACACCGAAGCUGCUCUCCUGUUCCGUCGGAACGGACCGGAGGUUGCAGGUUUUGCGCGCUCGUGCGCCGACAGCAGAUGCUGCGCCAGGGCCGCCACGACCGUCGGACGGGAAGACAGAAAAACCGCGAUGUGAACCUUUUUUGCCGGCGCUGCUCAAAGUUUGCGAACGCCGGGGGGGUCCCACGGCGGGGAACCGGGUGGUGGUUUUUUUUGUUGUGCUAUGGGAUCACAGUAGACACCAUCGCGCUAACUUGCGUCCCGCCUCGUCGGAUCUCGGAAAGCAAAGCGGGUGGGGCGAGCCUGCUCCCCGCUUUGAUGGUGUGACAACGAGCGCGAGCCAGGCGGCGUGGUGCUGCUAGAUGGUCAGGAGAUGGUAGUACAGCAAGGGGCUCAGUCUGUAUAUACAUAGAGAGUCGGGUAGUUGAGUCUAUCGGAGGAUUGAAUCCAUCUGUGCAGAGCUUCGAGUGACAGCCCCCCCCCCCCCCCCCACUCUUAAAGCGUGGUGGGGUUUCUCCAGUUACUCCAGUUAGCUCCCACGUGACCAAAAAAAACUCGUGAAUCAAAUUGGGUCAAACAUCCCGAUACAGGACCCUCCUAAAAUCGAGGCCCGAGAUCCUCCUAUGCAAUGGCGGUCACCCAUCCAAGCAAGCGCUUAUGCAGGCUCUCAACCUUCCUGAGCUACCGAGCUCCCGACUGGACCAGGAGGGGGAGGGGGGCAUUGCGGUUGAGUUGGUUGCAGGCGAAAUCUUUUAACAUCGGCAAAGAAACAUCAACGGAAGGCGGACUGCGGAUGACCGACCGCGAGAGGUGGAAACGAUCAUCGGGCAGCAUUUGCACUAAAAUCCCCAAAAAGAAUGUCCAAACCGAGAAUCCGGUUUGGGAGCGGAAGAGCAAUUGAGAUGGAGCGUUACGGCCUUUACAUCGCAGAAGAGAAUCCGGAUUGGUCGAGGUUCAUGACACGUCUCUCCGGAGCCACACAAUUCGGUGCUACUUUAGCAGGGUUUUGGCCGAUGGACGGAGUUGAAAUGAGAUGAGGUGUGAGGGUUGGGAUGAUUUGUGAGGGGAGGAUGAGGUGUGAGGAGGGGUGGGGUGAGGUGCGAGCGUGAGAUGAGGCAUGAUGAUUCUGGUUGCUGCAGAAGCAGAAAUUGUCCGCCACAGACUUUCCCAUCCCGAUUCGUUUUGGCAGGAGGCUGUAAAGCUGGGUCCCCACCUCAUAAAGAAUGCAUAUUCAUGGAUAAUAUCUAUCUAUUGAUUUACAAUUGCAGUAACUAUAUUGUCAAGCCAUCAAACACUUCGGGAACAAACACAAAAACGGCCAGCUGUAAUAAUAAAAAAAAAUUUGCAAAACGAACCAUCCGAUAUCUUUGGAUCUAAUUCCGUACGAUAUUUCGUAGCAACGCCAUGUCGCCACCGACCAUAGUUCUAGACAAAACCAUCCUGACUCCGGACUCCUCGCUCCCCGGAUCCGCUGCUCCACCACUGGCGGACGUCGUUCUAGCCACUGCUCCCCCCCCCCACCCUCUGGAACUCUCAGCUCAAGUCAACUCAGUCCAGUCCCCUCUCUCCCUCUCUCACUGCCUUCAAGGCUGUCCCGAAAAUGUUCCUUGUCAAUGCCACACUUUCGGUGAUCCCCUACAUUGCUUCAUUUAUCUCCUUUGCUUGAGUGAGUGAGUGGGUGAGUUUGGUGGGUGAGAGAGUGGGUGGGUCGGACGAGUGCGUGAAUGAGAGUGUCGGUGAGUGGAUGGAUGAGUCUGUGGGUGAGCAUUUGAGUGGGUGGGUGAGCGUGUGGGUGGGUGAGCGUGUGGGUUGGUGAGUGAGCUCGCUCCCUUCCGCUCUCCCUCCCUUGCUCGGUGACUCUCCCGCUAAUCCUGCGCUCCCGAGACGUUCGUUAUGUCAUGAGCCGCAUCGUGACAAUUGUAAAUUGUCGUCGUCAUCGUCGACGUGUGCGCAUGUCAUAGGCGACGCUGCCUCCCUCGACCCGCAACACACGCGCUCGCGCGUUGUACGUACCGCACGGCCCGUUUUGAAAUGCGCGCGCAUAGUUUUGUUGUUGUUGUUUACAGCGCGCUCGUUGCGCUUGUUUUACGACGGACGAAUGCAUGCACAAAUCGAUGGCUUGAACAGCGACAUGCACACGUUGAUUUUUGUGGAGCAUUCCAUGUGUGCGCGCGCGCGUGUGUGUGUCCAGGGCCUUCCGACGCGAUUAUCUGGACCGGUCAUGGGCCUCCCAUCGGUCGACUCAGCCUCAAAUGAGUACCUGGUGCGGUGUGUAAAGCAUCGUCACUUGGGAGACAAAGGCGGCCGUGCGUGGUGCUGGCCACCCACCCCCUCGUGCGCCGUGCCGGCCUUCGUAUGUGCUCGCUAACAGCACUUGCGCCAACAGUCUGGUAAAGGCUAUGCGGGGGAUCUUUGUCUUUGUGUGUGUGUCCAGGGCCUCCCAGAGGUUCCUGGAGGCCCUGCAGCAGAAUGCCACGUGGGUGGGGGGGGGGUCUACAGGCCCGUUGUG
Messenger RNA from Lethenteron reissneri (Far Eastern brook lamprey), 7145 nucleotides. It is a transcript of the gene ABL1, whose product is annotated as ABL proto-oncogene 1, non-receptor tyrosine kinase. The record is from RefSeq and is a predicted model, not a curated record. Gene Ontology annotation, biological process: protein phosphorylation. Gene Ontology annotation, molecular function: protein binding; non-membrane spanning protein tyrosine kinase activity; ATP binding. NCBI's taxonomy places the organism in Eukaryota, Metazoa, Chordata, Hyperoartia, Petromyzontiformes, Petromyzontidae.